Melampsora larici-populina 98AG31 is the source of this 459-nucleotide messenger RNA. RefSeq lists its product as uncharacterized. The record is from RefSeq and is a predicted model, not a curated record. The coding region runs from base 1 to 459 and encodes 152 amino acids. Lineage: Eukaryota; Fungi; Basidiomycota; Pucciniomycetes; Pucciniales; Melampsoraceae. The transcript has 3 exons.
AUGGUAACCUUUUUGGAAGAACUUGCAGAAUCACGGAAACAAGCUGAGGAGGCGCUAUACAACAGAGAGUCGGGUCCCAGAAUCAAAAGCAGGUCUAGAAACCGUAACAAGACAGACAAUCAGAAUACUGUCAACAAAAACAAAGGGGAAGAAGCAGAAACGGCCAGCACACCUGCAGCAGAGUCCAACAUAGAGUUUGUAAGCAACCACAAACAAGUGCCAGGCACCAAAUUGGCCCCUACCAACUCAGGAGGUGUAAUCAAAGGCGUGGGCGCAGGAUUGAUAUGCCCAUUUGGGCAAGUGCAGAUGGAGAAGGAUUUGACAAAGGCCAAUAGUGAUCUGAGCGAAGAGGAAGUCAAUGGAGUUGGACAAUUAUUCAGAAGUGGCUCACUUUUGGUAAGCAAGGUCCUUCCUCCUCCUCCUGCUCCAUCCAAUAACUUUCACAAGUUAACUGAUUGA